UUCCUCUAUGGACCCCCCUGAUCUGAUUUUGGUGAAUAUAAAUACAGCAUGAAAAUCUAACUAGUCAUUGCAGAAAAAGCUCUUUUCCCUCUCUUUUCUUGUUCCUUCCAGGCCUUUCUUGAUCCUGUUACAUUACUUGCUCAGGAAAUAUGUCUAAGGAAGCAGACUUGAAGAAGAUUGAACUCAAGGUGUCUGUCAUCUGCUGUGAUGGCUGCAAGAGGAAAGUAAAGAAGAUUUUACAGAGUAUUGAAGGUGUUCUAAAGACUGAAAUUGAUUCUUUACAACCCAAAGUUACAGUCUUAGGGAAUGUGGAUCCACAAAUUCUAAUAAGAAGACUGCUGAAAGCUGGAAAACAAGCAGAACUGUGGAGCAAUGGGAGUCAGAAUGCUGGAAAAGAAAAGAAAGAAGCAGAAAACACAGUGAUAAAAGAGAAAGAGAAACCAAAAUCUGAAUGUGAUCAAGCAAAAUCCUCAAAUUCAUUAGGCAAUUCUACUGACAAGAACAAAGAGGUUAAAAAUGGUGGGGAUGGAAGUGAGAAUAAGGCUCCAAAGAAGGAUCAGAAGGAGGCAGCAGAUAGCAAAUUAAAAUCUUCUUCCAAUCCUGAAAUUGUAAAGACAGAAAAUCCUCUGCCUCCUCACCGACAACCGAGUGACACCAAGUUUCCAAGCACGUUUCAGGAAACGGGUAAUGUCUGCAGUUGGAAUCAGUAUUAUUACAAGGUUGAGCCUUACCCAGUUGCUGUACCCUACUAUGCAUUACCUUCAUACACAGUUAAUCCCCUGUCUCCAAACUGCUAUGGCCAGGAAUUCCUAAAUCAAGAGAGACCAGUGUUUCAACCUCCACUCCAGGCACCAGCAGUACGAGUUGGGGAUUACUUUAGUGACGAAAAUACCAUGGGAUGUCACGUAAUGUGAGAGCUGCAGGACUAUGCACUGAAGAUCAGGAACAUGGCAAUUUAUCCUUAGGUGGCUGAUUCAUUCAAGUAUCUUUUUGUAGUCUUUGAGAACUUCUGUAACACUUAAUUAUUGGAAAUCUAAUUCGUUGGACUCCAUCACUUCACCAGAGAAAAAGAGGAAGAAAGGGACUGCAAAGAUUUAAACACAGGAAUUCUGUACAAGAUAGACACCCCAACAUUGAGAUAGUAAUCUAAUGGCAAAAAAUGGAGGUUUUGAAAUAUGGGCUAUUCAAUAUGUUGGUAGAUGGGCGUAUCUCCAUCUCAAAUCUCAAUUCCCAACCAUUUCUAUUCCAGCAAUCAUACUUAGAAAGGUAAGUUGAAAGAAAAAGAAAGGUUUUCCAAUGGAUCGAUAGUCCUUUUUCCAUGGCACACGCUUCUUAGAAUUUUUUCAAAACAGGGGAU
Hevea brasiliensis (rubber tree) is the source of this 1357-nucleotide messenger RNA. RefSeq names its product heavy metal-associated isoprenylated plant protein 32. Lineage: Eukaryota; Viridiplantae; Streptophyta; Magnoliopsida; Malpighiales; Euphorbiaceae. The coding region runs from base 150 to 914 and encodes 254 amino acids. Gene Ontology annotation, molecular function: metal ion binding. The record is from RefSeq and is a predicted model, not a curated record. The transcript has 3 exons.